AUGAAACCCUCAUCUGUUCUUGCAGCCCUGUCUGCCAUUGGCAGUACGCUGGCGCAGCAAACUUACACCAAUCCUGUACUGUGGUAUGAUCUUGCAGACAUCGAUGUCUUUCGCAAGGGCAACCAAUACUACUACUCAGCCUCGACUAUGUCCUUCUCCCCCGGAGCCCCUGUCCUGAGAUCCGGAGACUUGGUCAACUGGGAAUUCAUCGGACAUUCCGUUCCCAGGCUCGACUUCCAUGAUACUGCCUAUGACUUGGCUGAUAACAAGCAAGCCUAUGUUCGUGGUAUCUGGGCUUCUUCAAUGCAGUACCGCGAGUACGACAACACUUUCUACUGGAUCGGAUGUGUUGACUUCAAGACGACCUACAUCUAUAAAGCUAGUGACCCUGCUGGUGACUGGAGCAAAGUUGGCGAGAUUGGUACUUGCUAUUACGACUGCGGCAUGCUAUUUGACGGUCAGAACAUCUACGUUGCUUAUGGUAACACAAAGAUCAGCGUUGCUCAGCUGAACAAUGACUUUACCCAAAAGUCGACCACGCAGGUCUACAGCUCCAGCAUCACCAUUGAAGGCUCUCACAUGAAGAAGAUCAACAAUCGCUACUACAUCUUCGUCACCCAGCCCGCCAGCAAUGAAUACGUCCUAAAGUCAAACUCUGGCCCCCUGGGACCCUACGAAUUCAAGAUCUUCACAAAAGCACCAGCCAGCGGUAUUCAGGGGGGAGGUAAUCCUCAUCAAGGCAGUGUGGUCGAUACCCCUAAUGGCGAUUGGUACUAUCUAUCUUUCAUCGAUGCUUACCCGGGAGGCCGCAGCCCUGCUCUGGCACCCUUCACCUUUGACUCUCAAGGCUGGCCGUCCCUGAAAGCAGCGAAUGGAUUCGCAAUCGCCAACCCCUACCCCGUGACCCCUGUCCCCGUAAAAUCUACCACCGGCACCGACGCCUUUGCAGGAGGCAAGCUAGGUCCUCAAUGGGAAUGGAACCACAACCCGGAUACCUCCAAAUUCUCCUUUGCUUCUGGAGGUGGCUUAGUGCUCAAGACAUCAUCAGUAACCAAAGACUUGUAUCACGCUAGAAACACCCUGACACACCGUAUCUUGGGUCCCGAUAGCACCGCAACAAUUCAACUCGACAUUUCCAAAAUGUCUGCCAACGAUCAAGCAGGACUCGCCCUUUUCCGCGACAACUCAGCCUACAUCGCCAUUCGUAACAACGCUGUGAUCCUUCAACGUGACCUCACCAUGGGGGGCGGCUGGAAUACUCUCAGCACAGGUCGUCAAGAAACCUCUGCUACUUUGCCCUCUGGCACCUCAAACGUGUGGUUGAGAUUGCAUGCUGAUAUCAAGCCUGCUGGUUCUCAUCAGGGUGUGUUUAGCUGGAGCACCGACGGAAAGACGUUCAAGCAGUUGGGCACGCCCUACACGAUGAAUACUACCUAUUACUUCUUUAUUGGAUACAGGUAUGGUAUCUUCAACUUUGCGGAAGGGGGGUUGGGCGGGCAGGUUACGGUCAAGUCUUUUGACUUGGCUUUGGGGUCGAAGUAA
Molecule: messenger RNA, 1542 nt
Organism: Aureobasidium subglaciale EXF-2481
Lineage: Eukaryota; Fungi; Ascomycota; Dothideomycetes; Dothideales; Saccotheciaceae
Product: glycoside hydrolase family 43 protein
Exons: 2
Coding region: 1-1542 (513 amino acids)
Biological process (GO): carbohydrate metabolic process
Molecular function (GO): hydrolase activity, hydrolyzing O-glycosyl compounds
Source: RefSeq, a predicted model, not a curated record